GUGCCACCGUUUCAAUCAGACCGUUCAUUCGCCGCACUGCCAUAUACCGCAAUCCCAUUUCUCCUCUUGUCAUUAGUAUCGGGCGAGCUUUCCUUCUGCCAACCUUCGUCAUCUUCCCUUGCGAACGAUCGAAACCCUAGCUAGAAAUGGCGAAGGAUCGAGACGGAUCCAUUCCGGAGGAAGAGAAGGAGUUGCAAGAGCGAGGCGAUGACGGCGCUCAUCGCGGUCGCCACAAGAAAUCCAAGCGGAAGGAGGAGACGGAGAGCGAGGAGAGUUCCGGUGGUUCCGGCGACGACAGAGUUCGAUCAAAGAAGAAGAGGCGGCGGCACCGGAGCUCCAGGAAAGGCCAUAGAAGGAGAGGCCGUGCCUCGGGGAGCGAGUCUGAUGAUUCGACUUCUUCCGAUUCGUACACGGAGUCCGAGACGGACGAGUCCGGCAGCGAGUCCGAGUCGGAGGAGAGCGACGGCGAGGCAAGGAAGAGGAGAAGGAAGGAGAAGCGGCGGCGAGAGAGGGAGUCUGAGAAGGAGCGGAGGAGAAGGAAGGAGCGGGAGAAGGAGAGAAAGAGGAGGGAGGAAGAGAAGGAGGCGAAGAGGAGGAGGAAGAAGCGCAAGGAAAAGAAGAAGGAGAAAGAAGAGGCGAAGAAAGGGGCAGUCACCAAUUCGUGGGGGAAGUAUGGCAUUAUCAGAGAAAUCGACAUGUGGAAUAAACGACCUGAGUUUACUGCUUGGCUAUCAGAAGUGAAACAGGUGAAUCUGGAAGCAUUGUCAAAUUGGGAAGAGAAACAAAUGUUCAAAGAGUUUAUGGAGGACCAUAAUACGGCUACAUUUCCAUCCAAGAAAUACUAUGAUUUAGAUGCCUAUCAUCGACGUAAGAUAGAAAAAGCGAUGAAAAAAGGCUCAAAGAAAUUCCAAGAGAUGGAACGUACAGUUUUUGAUGAUGAAGAACAGCGUAGAAUUGAAUUGCUGAGGGAGCGUGAAAGACAAAAAGAAGAACAAGUAGAGGCUUUGAAGCGCUCAAUGCAAAGUGGCAUGGCUCAAGCAAUGAAGGAGCAGUCUCGUUUAAGGGAAGAAAUGAUGUAUCAGUAUAAGUUGGGAAACUUUGAGGCUGCAGCUGCUAUCCAGAAAAGAUUGGAUCCUGAUGUUGCUAUGUAGAAAAUCUAAUCUGCUUGGAUGCAAGCUGCUCUGAAUACUCAUCUGUUCUUUGGUAGGAUAUCUUUAAAAUUUUAUCUGAGUGAUCAAUAGACGGUUUUGAUGUAUUUUGAGUUUGCUUGUCCUGUGCAAAAAUAUGGGCAAGGUGCUUGUCCUAUCACGUUUGUAUGAGAUUUCAUGUUAUCUUAAUUGCUUGCAAAUUAUAUAUUAAGUUUCAAAGAUCACUUGAAUUUUUCA
Molecule: messenger RNA, 1385 nt
Organism: Musa acuminata subsp. malaccensis (wild Malaysian banana)
Lineage: Eukaryota; Viridiplantae; Streptophyta; Magnoliopsida; Zingiberales; Musaceae
Source: RefSeq, a predicted model, not a curated record